Messenger RNA from Dromiciops gliroides (monito del monte), 16553 nucleotides. It is a transcript of the gene HMBOX1, whose product is annotated as homeobox containing 1. Bases 425 to 1759 code for a protein of 444 amino acids. Gene Ontology annotation, biological process: positive regulation of DNA-templated transcription. NCBI's taxonomy places the organism in Eukaryota, Metazoa, Chordata, Mammalia, Microbiotheria, Microbiotheriidae. The transcript is spliced from 12 exons. The record is from RefSeq and is a predicted model, not a curated record. Gene Ontology annotation, molecular function: double-stranded telomeric DNA binding. Gene Ontology annotation, cellular component: nucleus.
UGUUGAUAUCAAUAUGGCGGUUGUCAGCCAGACAAAGACAGUCAGUCUGAUGUGAUUGAGACAAGGGAGGUUUUCAGGGGGAGACUGGGAGAUAGGGGCCUCCCCUCCCCCUUCCCCUCCUCCCACGCCGGCCUCCACCCCCUUCCCCAGCCCCCCUCCCGCCGGGGACCCGGUGCGGAAGACACCCCUCCCCCUCUACCUCAGCCCUUCUUCUUGGGACGUUGGGGAGGGGGUUGCCCGCGAGGCGGAGAGAGAACUCAACCAGGCUCCUGAGGUCUCAGGCUCAGCAAUUUGGGUGUUCUCUCCCUCACGAAAAGCCUGCAUCACACGCUACUGCUACUGCUGCUGCUGCUGCUGCUGCAGAAUGGUAAAUAACGCUGGCAGACUUCAAGAAGCAUUUUGACUUCCCCUCCUCAUGUAAAGUAUGCUCAGUUCCUUUCCAGUGGUUUUGCUGGAAACCAUGUCUCACUACACAGAUGAACCCAGAUUUACUAUAGAGCAAAUAGAUCUGCUUCAGCGCCUUCGACGUACUGGAAUGACCAAACAUGAAAUUCUCCACGCUUUGGAAACUUUAGAUCGUCUUGAUCAAGAGCAUAAUGACAAAUUUGGGAGAAGGCCCAGCUAUGGAGGUGGUUCCUAUGGAAAUAGUACCAACAAUGUCCCUGCAUCUUCCUCUACAGCUACAGCUUCCACACAGACCCAACAUUCGGGGAUGUCCCCAUCACCCAGCAACAGUUAUGACACUUCCCCACAACCUUGUACUACCAAUCAAAAUGGGAGGGAAAGUAAUGAAAGGCUAUCUACUUCAAAUGGAAAGAUGUCUCCCACUCGUUAUCAUGCAAACAGUAUGGGUCAGAGAUCAUACAGUUUUGAAGCCUCAGAAGAGGACCUAGAUGUAGAUGAUAAAGUGGAGGAAUUAAUGAGGCGGGACAGUAGCGUGAUAAAAGAGGAAAUCAAAGCUUUUCUUGCCAAUCGGAGGAUUUCCCAAGCAGUUGUUGCACAGGUAACAGGUAUCAGUCAGAGCCGGAUUUCCCAUUGGCUGUUGCAGCAGGGGUCAGACUUGAGUGAACAGAAGAAAAGGGCAUUUUAUCGAUGGUACCAGCUUGAGAAGACAAACCCUGGUGCUACCCUAAGUAUGAGGCCUGCUCCCAUUCCAGUAGAAGACCCAGAGUGGAGACAGACACCUCCCCCAGUCACUGCAACAUCUGGCACCUUCAGACUACGUCGAGGUAGUCGAUUUACUUGGAGAAAAGAGUGCCUGGCUGUCAUGGAAAGUUAUUUCAAUGAGAAUCAGUAUCCCGAUGAGGCAAAGAGAGAAGAAAUUGCCAAUGCCUGCAAUGCUGUCAUACAGAAGCCAGGCAAAAAGCUGUCUGACCUGGAACGAGUCACUUCCCUCAAAGUCUACAACUGGUUUGCCAACAGAAGGAAGGAGAUCAAGAGAAGAGCCAAUAUCGAAGCAGCAAUCCUGGAGAGUCAUGGGAUAGAUGUACAGAGUCCAGGAGGCCAUUCCAACAGUGACGAUGUAGAUGGAAAUGACUACUCAGAGCAGGACACUUGGCAAGUACGCAAUGGGGAGGAGGAGGAGGGACGAAGUUCUGAGGGAGGCAGAGAAGCAGAGAAGGAUGACAGCACUAGCCAUAGUGACCACCAAGACCCCAUCUCAUUGGCUGUGGAAAUGGCAGCAGUCAACCAUACCAUCUUGGCCCUGGCCCGGCAAGGAGCCAAUGAGAUCAAGACAGAGGCCCUGGAUGAUGACUGACUGACUGAUAGAGGGAGGGUCGAACACAAGAAGUUAACUUAGUUUUAGACGUAGCACCUUAGCAGACUUUCCUCGGUCCUUAAUAUGUGUUCUUACAGUAUAACUUUGCAGUUUCUUGUAUGUCAGUUAGCUGUUAGGGUCUUGUUCUGUGAAGAUGGCAUGGUGCCCUCAGCCUUUGCAUAUACUCUCUCAGUAUUAAUUCCCAGUAAAUAAUAACCAAUCAACCAACCAACCAAACUUCCCUCUCCCAGCCCCUGUGGCUCGAAAAUCUUGCUGCUCUGUUCUGUCUUAGCAUUCCAAGAAAGUGCUUCCAGGUAUUUUAGAUAGGCCUUGAUUUUCAAAUAUUAGACUACAUGUAAAAUCUCGGAUAACCUUAGAUAUCAUGUCACACUAGUCUAUCUACCCUUCUUUCCUUCUCUAAGACUGAAAGGAUGCAAGCUGAGGUAGUGUGGCACAGGAUUGACAGACACCAUUUGGGAGUAUCCGCAAAGAGUAAAAAGAACACUACAAUCCCCACCUCCGUGUGAGAAUAAUGGAUUUCCAGCUGCAAUAAGCCGUGCCUCAUUAUAGUCACACUGUGGCUAGAUUAUACUUCUCUGGGUGCUGUGCUAAGAAUGUCAAUGGGAAAACAUAUUCGCAGAUUUUGGUUGAUGUUAACAUGCCCAAUACAGACAUCCUCUCCUAUCACAAGCUCUGUGACUUAGUGGAUAAAAUACUGCCUUCUGCCUUUGGGACCAUGUUAAAAGCCCAGCCUGAGAGCAUUGGGGAAAAGGAGCUGAAUGUCUAAUGGAGGCUAAGUUUACUUCUUAGAACCACUAUACAUUAUGGGCACAGCUACUAGUGCCUGACCGGAAAAGAUCCAGGAUUCACCCUCAAAGUUGCAUUACCCUUCCCUUGCCACCAAAAAAAAAAAAAAUUAAAAACAGAAGCUCUCAAGGAUGGGAUUGAAGGUCACAAAUGAAUGAAUGGGCUUAUAACUUUGUCUUUGUAACUCUUGCCUGCAACCUACAAAGUAAGAAUAUUUGAUAGAGGACUUGACUACAACAGUUAUAUGGGGGAUCAUAAAUGCAAAUACUCACAUAUGAGCAGGAAAAAGGCAGGGGAUCAUUUACCACUUACAUUGUAGGAGAUAUAAUGGGAUGUGACUGCUUUGGUGUUCUUUACUCUGUCCUUGUAAAGGUAUGAGAAAAAGCUAUACUGCCACAGGCAAUUUAAUUAAUAAUUGGAAGCCAUAUUGAUAAUGGAUGUGGUAAUAUUUGUAAAGUUUAAUCUACUUUAAGCAGCAGUAACUAAUGGAAUUUUUUCCUUGAUCACAUAUGUAGCACUUUUGUUACUUUUUAAAGAUAUUUAUAUUUGAUAAAUCCUUUUUUCGUUUUAAGAAUUCAAAAUACCAAACAGUGAACUUGCAUUAUAGAGUCACCCUGCAAUCACCUUGUCAUCUAAUAGUAAAAUGAUGAACUAUCCAUGCAUCGAAGAAAAUUACAUCUGCUGGCAUUGUCUGAAAAUGAUCUCCUGGUGUCCCGAUUAAAUGACAUCGUGUCAUAGCCGGUAAGAGGAAACAGCAUAGGAUGUGUCUGAAUCAGGCACGAGUGCUGCUGUUUUCUGCCUCGAUCCAUCUUUUAUCUCCAUGUACAAUAAAACCUUGUUUAAUGGGGAAUAAGAGGCUAGCUGUUAAGCAGGGCUUCUAUAUCUUUUGUUCUUCACAUGAACUAUUUCCAAUAGGGAGUGAAGGUGCCAUUUCUUCUCUUCCUCUUUUCUCUGUCCCCUCCCCCUUCCCACACAAAUAUCUUGAACUUCAAACCAUUACUAGAGAGACUGAACUCCCUUAUUUUCUCCUUUUCUUUUUCCUUUGAGUGGAGUUCUUGAGCAUCAUCAAGUUUUCAGCCAGUAUUCCCAUUAAGAUCCACACUAACCAAAUCAUCUCUUCCUCUUCCAGUCUUGCUAGCUAAGUGUGAGUAGGAAUCAGCACUUUCCGAAGACAUGAAGUUCACAUCUAUCCAUGUUUUUGAAGAGCUCUAUUUCAGGGGAAAAUAUAUGUGCUUUUCGCAGAUGUGGACAACAGAAAUAAAAUAAAACUAUUUCCCCCUUUUGAUUUAUAUUACUUGAAUAGGCAAAUUUGAGUAGCAUGACUUAUGCUCAGGAAUGAAAUCAUUUGAUCCCACCACCAAUCUUCUUUCUUAGUUUGUGAGUCUUUCUUUGUUCUCUCCUCUUUUUAUUUUUCACUGAAGAAAUCUAACAAAUUGUAGCUUUUUUAUUUUGGGUAGAAUUUUUUUAUGCUUAUUCUCCAGUUGAGUCAGAGAGAAAAGGACAGAGAGAAGACACUCUCUGACAAGCAGCAUCUCUGAUUUAUUGUAAGGAGAUUAUGAUAAUUGAUAGCUUCUUUAUGUUGGGGCUGUACUAUCAUUUGUUCUUCCUCUUUCUUUUCAUGGAACAGACUCAAACUGUUAAGACAGCUGCAGUUUCUAAAGAAAUACAUUGGUUGCCAUAGCUUAUCAGAAAGGUUGCAUUGUUUUAAAGAAUGAAGGAGAAAACACCCUUCAGAGAAUAAAGGGGAGUUUAUGAUGUCUCAGAAGUGCAACACCAGUUCUUUCUGUGCCUCUGGCAACAUGCUAAAAUUGAGGAAAAGUUUCCAUGUAGGACAGAUAAGUAACAAGGGUCUUCUUAUGCUCCUGAGGAGGGCUACAGAAGAGGAAAAGGAAGACUCCAACCACAGACUUCUUAAACACGUGGAGUUGGAAGGGGACCUUAGGAAUUAUUGAGACCAACUCUGAUUUUACAUGUGAAGAAAGAUAGAAGUGAGUUGCCCAAGAUCAUGCAGGUAUUAAAUAGAGCCAGGAUUUGACCUCAGGCCACCUGACUCCAAAACCAAUCUUCUUGUUACUACACCAUGCUGCCUCUCCUCUUUAUUGAACAAGGGAAGAAUAUGGUAACUAAAGAAACACUGAAACGAAUUAACAAUGCCAGCCUACUCUUAGCCAUCACAUUUCUGCCUGAAUUAAAGAAUAACUUCCUUUGUAUCCAGAUUCAUCCUUAACCCAGAUUCCUUGUUUGCCAUAAGUUUGAAUUCUGCUCUUUUAUCCAAGCUACUGUAGUUCUUCGGUGAAGUUCUUAUUUAGAUUUGACUUCUAAUCCUCUGGGUUGUGGAUUUUGGGGUUGUCCUCUCCCACCCCCUACCCCCCCCCAGGGUUUUGAAAGCCAUCAGAAAUUUUGUUUAGAUCCUAACCUUUUUUAUUCUUAAGGGUGUUGUUCAAGCAUACCCAUUGCUCUAAGAACACCUAUUUGUUUCAUCCCUUUGGGUAUCCUUUAUCUUCCUUUUCUGGUCUACUGGCCUUUUCUUUCCAAAUCAUACACUAUACUUCAAGCCCCUAAAGGAAGUUCUCAAGGUCUCUGCUCCUUCCUGCUAAUGGAAGAAGUCGAAAGUCCCUUGCCACCAUUUGUUUAUCUGCUCUUCUUACAAGAACACUAGACUCACCACAGAUGAGUAAGUUGUCCAUGUUUUUGGCAACCCUGUGAGAAUCUUGUAAAGACCCUUCCUAACUAAUUUUCUACCCACCCCUCAAAGGAGCAAUACUAAAUAUACACAUCUGAGACCCCAUGUUUUUAUUUCUAAAACACUUACACAACCUAGCUCACUUCAGUAUUACUUCUAUCCCAGGGAGAACUACUAAGGAAAGUUUUAGUCUUCCAAUUCUAGAAACUUUCAACAGUUGUUUGGUUUCUUUGUUAUAUGUUGGGGAGAGGCAUGUCAUUUGAGCCACGGGAUCCGGACAAUUUCUACAGUUACCUCAUGUCACAAAAUAGAUGCACUAUAGAAGAUGAAAGGACACUCCAUGGAUGGUGACAGUGAAAAUGAGCCCAGGUCCAGGGGUCUGGGACAAGGAGAAGUGAAAAGGACCCAGGGCAAGCAGCAAAGGAAUCCCUUUCAACUUGUGUUUCACUAUAGUCCAAUACAGUUUAUUAAUUAGAGUGAAAUAUGAGAUCCUCAGUGUGAGGGCAAUCUCACAAUAGUAGGUUUAUUGUGUUGGACUUUGUGUCCAGCCCUUAAACUCUUCACUCAGCAUUGUGAAUUUGAUUUUAACAUUAUCUUCCUCGUGGGUGACAACUGUUUUACAUAUUGGCUAAAAAAAUAUUCACAGUAAUAUAGCGAUAUCUUUUGGUCCUCAUCUCAAGUAACUAGAGUCUUGGUGAUAAGUUGCUCAGCAAUAGCAGGCAUUUCUGAUGCUAUAGAAUUUGAAUGAGGAUUCUUUUUAAAUUUCAAGUGAACUGUGUUUUAGUGUGGGGUAGUGGAGGUGUUCAUUAGGCUCAAGUAUAGAAAUCUGAUCUCAACAGCACCAGGAGAUUCAUAUUGACAGGCAGUCAGUCUAUCAAGCAAUCAAUCAGCAAGCAUUGAUCCACCUGUGUUGUGCCAAGAUAUCUUGAUGUAUUUUCACCUUGAAGGAAAAACAAAAGAUUUCAGCAAGAUUUUCAGCUUCCAAGUUUUGACAUUUGUCUUUGACAGGUUUUAGCGGCUCCCUCAGCAUAGUCCAGCACACUAACCCUGGCAGGCACUAGGUGUCAAGCAAACAUUAAAGUUAAACUCAUUAUCCUCUGUCCCUUUUGUCCUCCCUGUUUCAGCACUGAGCUCCACCUUCAACCCCAAUUGCUCUUUAGCUCUGUCCACCUGUAGGCUGGGCAAAUGGUCAGAUUCCUGUGCUGGUCCAUUCCUGUCUGAUCAUUCUCUCUCCUCAUUUUAUUAUCCAGGAUUGUCAAACUCUUUUUGGACUCAUGCCUCCAAGCAGAGAAAUGUCCCUCUUCACAAAUGAUCUUUUCCCAAAAAAAAUUAGCAUUGAAUUCCCGGUUCUCUUCUCAUGUUUGGUUAGAAGAGCUUUUCACAUUUCACACACUGCCAUGCCCUUAACUGCUUUCUUGUUUUCUUCAGAGGACACACAUAGCUUUCUUUUCUCACCUCUCGUGUGUCUCUGUCUCUGUCUUUUUCCCUUUUUUGCAACAAGUCUCAACAAACUCUUAGGCAAUAACUUUUACUUGUUGGUUCUGCUCUCCGUAGCAAAGUUGUCAUUGACAGGUCCUGAUCUUCUAUGUUGUGCGUUGGAUAUAUGUCUUGGGCUCUGCACGUGAACCAAAUUAUCAUGCCAGAGCAGUGGUGGGGUUUUGUGUCAUUUUGAGUUAUUUUUGUUUGUAAUUGUUAAUGUUUGACUACUGUCUUCAUUGGGGCUGAAGUAAGACCAGCCAAAUCCAUAUAUAGCUUUACUGAGCCGGAUUUGUUUGUCAGGUUUUCCCAGGUAAAAAGUUUGAUGCAGUGACCAGCUCCUACUGUGUAGUUUAUUGCAUUUAAAGCAGGGGUGUGGGUGGGGACUGCACACGGGAAGCAUUCCUUUUUGUGUCCCUUAAUUGCCAGGUUGUUUACUCAGGAUUUGGGGGUCAGUUGUCAGCCAAAGAGAAUUUGGCAAACUGAGCUGCAUGAUCCAAACUCCUUUCUCAGUUUUUCUAUCGUCUGAUUUACAGUCUCCAGUAAUGCCUGAUUUAUCGCAUUUAAAGGUAUUGUGCACUAAUGAGAAUGGAAGGUUUUCCAGAGGAGGCAUCUGUGAAUGGCAACAAUCCCUCAAUUUGACAGUUGCUUUCAGGUAGGAAGCAUCCUUGUCCAGCCAUGGGUUCCUUCCUUCUAUUCUGUAAUGUCUUAUGUUUCAUAAACAUAUGAUAGUCAUUAUUCAUCCUUUACCUCAAUAAGGGAUGUGUAACAUUUCAGAAGAGGGAUUUCUGUAGUAAUUUUUGUAAUGUAGUUUAUAACUAGAGCAGUAGAGAGGCCUUAUGAGGACAUGAAAUGAGACCAACAAGUACACUUUCAAUGUAUUGACCUCAAUUCAUUUUUUGGAGGAGUAAAGAGAAUGAAGUGUGAAGGCUUGUCAUCUGAGAAAUCAGCUUCCUAUAAUUUUGGUUGUAUUUUUUCCCUUUAUUCUACAGACAUAGGAACAUUCCAAGAGAGACUAUACAUACACACAGGUGUUUUACACUUUUAUUGUUUCUUAUCCAAGUAUUCAGUGGGCAUAAUAGAGGUGAGAUAGGGCUACAUGUCCCUAGCCCUAUGCAUCUCUUCUCCUAUACACCACACCAUACAAUUGUGGUCACCUAAGAAGCUAAAUUAAUAUAAUUUUUUUCUUGUAAGCCUCCUUCUUUCAUCAAUAAAAUUUGAGGAGAAACUCUGUAUUUUUCCAUCUUCUUUUUAUGACAAGCUCUUUGAUUUCUCCAAAACCAUCUGAAUGGUAACUGGAAGCUGAUCCAAUGCCCUUUUAGCUGUUUUCUGGUAGUUGUGGUGCCAUCUAGAUGAUAGAAAUGGGUGCAAGCAUGCUGGCCAGAAGUGCAAAAUUACUUUGAUUGUGUGUGUGUGUGUGUGUGUGUGUGUGUGUGUGUGUGUACCACCAACACGGUUCUUUGUGAAUACACAGUAUUGAGGUAUACUCUACUUGGACUUAAUUUUCCUUUUCUUGCCCUUUUCAAAUUAAAAGUGGAUGGAUGAUGCCGUAAGUUAUUCUUCAACUCAUAUUGAUGUGUGAUCAGAUGAGGGUUUGGCUGAGUCUUUUCAAACUGUAACCAUGGUAAUUGGUUGGGUAGAAUGAAUACAUAAAAAUAUAAUGAUAAUUGUUCUGAAUGACUGGGUGUCCUUUUGACAUGUAAUUAGCUGUUUUAGCAAGAUGUAGAUUGGCAUGGUCAUAAUUAAAAGGAUUUCUGUCCUUUAUGGGCGUGAAAACAGCAGAUUUCUCAUUCCCUACUUCUGUUUUAGCACUAAUGUUCUCAGGAACAUUUGGAAUAGCAACUCAGUCAGAUAAUGACAUGGAAUUCAUGUUCCUCCAUGAUGAAAAGAGGAGGAUUUCAAUUUGAUUUUCCUUCAGCCAAAAUAAAUGUCUUUACUUUAUAGUCCCCCAUUCACCUCUUAGAUUAUUUGCAAGCCAUUCACUUCUUAUUUCUUUUUUUUAACAAGUGAAUUCUACCAGUUAUUUUUUUUAUUUUUUAUUUAUUUAGCAUUUUAUUUUUCCCCAGUUACAUGUAAAGACAAUUUUAUUAUCCACUUUAAAAACUUUGUGUUCCAAAUUCUCUUCCUUCCUCCUUCCUACCCCCUCCUUUAAGAAGAUAGGCAAUUCAAUAUAAAUUAUACGUGCAUUCAUUUAUUAUUUCAACUCUAUUUACCUUAUAAUUGAUUAUAGCUUUGACUGGGCAUAAUCCAUAGCCAGACCCCUUAAGUAAGUCACUAGUAGCCAGCCACUCAUAAGAUCAAACCAGUUACUUUUUUGCUGGGACCUUAUGUUUGUUUGACAUAAAGGAGUUUCUGCCUUGCUAAAAUUCCCAUCUUAGAACUUCUAGCUCAUGCUCCAUAGACAGCUAUUUUAUAUUUUAGUCAUCAUCAGAAAUUAUUUGAGAACCAACUCAUUCAUUAAAUAAAAUAUAUUUCUCCUAAGAGACAUAACUGAUAUAAACAACAGAAGGAACUGAUAUACCAUACAGAAGGAACACAAAUGGAUUUUCCAUAGCUUCUCUUUUCUAAUCUAAGAGUAAAUUUCUAAUGUCUAAUUAUAGACCCUUAAUUUUUUGUUUGAAUCUUCCCUAUUUUCUUACCCUACUGUUUCCUUACCUUUUCCUCCUUUUUUCUUUCUUCCUUUCCCCACAGAAAAAAUGUUCAGCUUACAUCUUGAGUAGGAUCAGGAGCUAUGGCCUUGUGCUGGGAAAGGUACAAACUAAUCUUUGAGCCACCCCUUCUUCUACCAGGAUAUCAAAUUUUCAUUAAAGUGUGAAAUAGGAAUAUCUUUUAAGGCUUAUUGGUAAGGUGCCAUCUCCCAAAUAAUUGGUUUCUCCAUGCUUUUGGUGUUGCUUUGCCAAUUGCUUCUUAUAAUGUCUUCAUCUGAUAGAAGUUUAGCACCCCUCAGUGAUGUCAGAAUCUACCCAGAAGCCUCCAUCUUGGGGGAAUAAUUUUAAGAUUCUGACAAGACUGAGGCAGCCAUGGACAAAAGAGUGAAGUAGACCCUUUUCUGCCAAUCUCUGAUAUCCAGUGUGUUCUCUUCAUCUCCUCCUUCAAAACCUACUUUGAAAUCAUUUCCUCAUUCUGAAAUAGAACUGUUGGCUAAUAACUUAGAGUGUUGUCCUCUCAAGGAUCUUUGCAUUUGGACUUUAAUCGAAGGCUUGAAGGAAUAAACUUCUACCUUGGGAGGAUUUGGGUGAUGAGAAGGGCCCUCUGUGUGCCUCCAAAGCCCAGUUUCAUUUUCUUAAAUGCUUAUAUUAGAUCUUUGCUUAGAAAGUGACUGAUUGAUUCCCAUAUGUUUCUGAGGGUUUGUUGUUUUUGUUGUUGUUGGGUGGGUUUUUUUUGGGGGGGGGGGUAGACAUGGUCUUGUAUACUUUAGCUUGGAUGACCCAACAGUUAUUGUGUCAGCCUCUAGGGAAUAUAAAAGAUCCUCAGGUAUGGUGGGUCUUGUUGCUUCUUCUUUAACAAAUUUUUCUUUCUUACACCAAGAGUGAGAAAAAAUCCUCACUUAACCUAAAAAUUUCUGGAUGAAAUUCUAAAUUAUGGGAAUAUUGAGGUUUACUGUAAAAUUGUAUGGAGACUGUCAUGGACUAUUGCUCAUUAGCUUUUUCAGCCUAACCAUAUUCUUAGAACAUUAAUCAGCUAUGUGGUUUGAGCAGGUCAGGCUGUAGAUUCCCAUCGAGGCUUCUUACAUGAAGCUCCCAUUCCUUAAAGAGCUGCAUAGCAUCUGUUUUCAAACAUAAGUAUAGUCACUGGGGCUUUUGUUUUAUUUUUUCCAAAGAAACACUAGAAACUAGUGCUCAGAAUCAUUCUUCAUCUCUUUCUGCCAAUUGGAGUCAGCAUGGUUUUAUGACCACUAAGAGAAAGCAGUCUGUUUUCUAGUUUUUCCCAGAUGUGGAAAGAAGCAAGUGUUUAAAUAUUUCCAUUAGAAUUUACAGUAUGGCUAAAGAUUAGGUUUUCUGAAGUCUGAAUCGAGGAGUAAAAUUCUAUGAGUUGUGAGACAACCCUGAUUAUCUCUUUAGUAUUCAAAAGAAAUAGAAUUGACACUACAGUGAAAACCUUCCAACAUGGUCUGAUAUUCUAGUGAUCAAAAUUAAAGAAGUGCUUUAAGGUAUAGGAAAGGACUUGAGCUAAAGAUCUGUUCCUUCUUCAUUCCCCUGUCUUAAUGUACUUAAGCUUUUCCACCUAAGUCUUUGCCACACGAUCCUGUGGCUACUCCUUUCCCUGCCCCACCCCCAUGCAUCAGAAUUAGGGCAAAAACUGGCAUUACAUCCCAAGAAGGUCUGUUUUCCUAAAAUUUAAAAUCAUGAGGAACGGUUGAUACUAUAAUGUUUUUUUAUCCCAAAACAUAAAAUUUUGAUUCUUCUUCCUAGUUAAGGCUGGUGACAGAAGUGGAAUUAUUUAUUCCUUUCUCAUUAAAAAUCUCCUGAAAUUUGCUUUACCAUGUACUUGCAUUAUAUGUACCUUUUCAAUCUCUUAUAAGAAUAUAAAAGGAUAAAAGUUACCAGGAAGUAAUUUUUGCUCAACAAAAUAAAAAACUAUUGAACAGUUAGAGCCAUUCAGUAAUAGAAUGGGAUGCUUCCGAUAGAAGUGAGCUACUUGUCAUCUGACAUGUACAAGUGUGGCUUAAUGAUCAUCUGUCAGGGAUGUCAUAGAGGGAUUUAUAUACUAGUUCAAAGGUUGUACCAAAUGACCUCUCAGUAUCAAUUCUGAGUUCUCUGAUUUUACAAUGGUACAGUCAUAUUUCUUCCCAUCUCCCUUUCCCCAUAUAUGUUUCCUCCCCUCUCAGGAAUAUAAACAGUUAAUUUUAGUUAGCUAGUCAGUUAAAUCUUACAUCCCUCUUUUCUUGAAUCCAAGAAUUUGAAUACACUUUGAGGAGCUUUUGCAUUGACUGAUGGAAAAUGCCAACCAACUGUUUGCAAUGUUAGGAUAGUCUCUGACUGAAACAGUGCUAAAUGGAGGAGCGGGUUGGUGCAGAGGUACUCAACAACCCUGAUAGAUAGUUUUUACCGCUAGUGGUAUUUGGACUGUGUCCUCAUUAGAAAACUCAAACAACAAAACAUGGAAGUAGAUCCUCUUUUGUUUUCUACAGAGCCAGUCUUUGAGCUGUACAGGGUGGCAGGGCAUUUCAGGAGAAGUAAAUUCUCUCUUUCCUAACCAUUUACACAGCUUCACCAAGAAGUUACAUAUGGAUUCCAUAAAAAAGAUACUUAAAAGAGAUGACUGCCCUGGCCCAAGUUUAAUUCUUUGCUUUAUAACUGCUUCAAUUCCCAAUCAGCUCUCUCCAGGUCAUACUAUAAAUUGUAGUGGUCUUGUGGCUUCUUUGAAUCAUUAAAACCUCUCACUUUUCUUUGAGGGCUUAGAGCCCAGCAGAAACUUGGAAGGAUGAUUUUUCCAGCUUAUCAUUCACUUAUGCUGUUUAGCCCGGACAAGAAGACCACACCAGUGCUUUAUUCAUGUAAACAAUAGCUGUUUGACUGACAUUAUGUUGAAUUUUUGUGUUCUAGUGCCAGAUUCAGUGCCCGCCUGUGUGUGUGUGUGUGUGUGUGUGUAUGCGUGUAUGUAUGUGUAUGUUAAAGAAAGAGAAAGAAACAAAGACAGUGUACAGUUGCUUUUUGUAUUAAAGUCAAAUAAUUAGCAUCAUUUGGUCAGGAAAGCUGGGUUUCAAUGUGCCAGUGUCAGUGAACCCAUGUACUAUUUCCUUGUGCUACUAGUAAUGCACAUCAGUGUACCAAAAAUAAAUUUCUGUCUUUCAGGAGAGUUGCAUUUUCAAAAUUUGGGAAACUCUCAUGACGUGACUUCAGAACCAUACUUGCUUUUACUGGAUUGCACCUCUUUGAAAGGCCAUUUUCUUUUCCAGCAGCAUCUUUCCCAGUGAUGCUCCAUGCUAGCCUGUUUCAUACCCCUCCUUCUCUCAUAAAUGAAUCUUCUUGUGUUCCAGAUAGAAUUGUCCCUAAUUCUACUCUUGAGCCCAUCCUGCUGCUUAAUGGGGUUCCCACUACAGCUAAAAGUAAGCUUCCCACAUAAGACACAGGGAAUCAUCAGUUUUUCGUGAAAGAGUUCUGGACCCAGCACCUGAGUCAACAUAGUAUUUGUCUCUUCUGGGUUUCCUAGGGAUGCAAGAAAGCUAUCGGAGUUGGAAAUAUGCCUUCAUUGAAAGAUGCCAAGGACAUCAUAGUUGUCUCCCCUGGAAGAGCCCAUAGCCUUGUCUAAUUCCCCAUGGGCUCCCUAUCCCUUCCAUGGUCAUGACCAAGAUCAGUGUUCAGUACCUUUAAAGGAUAUAUUUUUAUUUGUUGUUGGGUUUUUUUUUUAAGUGCCUAAGCAAGUGACAUAACUCUGGAGCCCACCAGAGAAUCAGGCCUGAUUCCCUCCUCGCCCUCUCCCCUUCCCCUUUUCCCUUCCCUGGCCCAUGCACAGCCCUCCGGGCGGGUGGAGGGAAAGCACCCCCUCCACCCCAUGUCACUGGCGUUCUGCGGGCAGAACAGCUUCAAGGUCAAGCCAGCAGGAGAAAAUACGUCAUUGCUUCUUGAUGCUGGCUCUGUUUGUCAUUGUUUUGCUGUUUCUUUCAUUCAUGCAGUCAUGGUCUUGAUUCAUUGAGAACUUUUAAGGAGUCUUGUAUUGCUCAUUUAAAUCCCAGUAGCCCUCCAGUCAGGUAGAUCCACACCAUCUCCAGAGCAGAGUGGAGUCUAUCCUUUGACAGCAGUCAGAACAGCUCUGAUCCAAGAGGAUAAAUCAUAUAACUGUGAUUAUUAAACAUGAUUCAUUUAGGAUUGUUAGCACUAGAAUCGUCACUGUCUUUUCUCAUCCUCUCUAUCUAGAUUUGAAGAAGGGAGUCAGAGUUUGGCUCCAUGUAAGAAAAAAACUUGCUAACAACUGGAGUUAUCCAGAAGUAGGAUGGGCUAGCUCAGGAGGUGGUGAGUUCUUCAUCACUGGAGGUCCUCAGAGCUUAGGCUAGACAACCAUUUGGUGGGAAUAUUGUAGAGGGGAUUCCUGUUCAGGUCCUGGUUGGACUGGGUGCUCUCCAAGUUUCCAUCUAGCUUCGAGAUUCUGUGGAUCACAGUCAUUCACUGUGGCUCAAAAUACAGCCACUGGCAGGGUCUUACCAUCAAAAUCACAUGCUCAAAAGAUGAGUGUAAGGUGUCUUUAAAAAGAUAGUUUAAGUCUGAUUAAGCAAAGGGGCCUUUAUCACAUGGUGAACGUGACUGCACUUGAUUCAAAUCCCAUAACAAAACACCUCUUGGACAAUUUGUUCUUAAAAGGUUUGAAAGAAAUGGAACAAUUGUUGUCUAGACACCAGUCUUCAUGGAUGAGCAUUUUUGCUCUGAUGGUGCAGUCACCCGCAAACACAGGACACCAUCAAGUUAAUAAGCAAAGGCAACAUUACAGGUGGUAUUUCUGCUUUGGAUGGAAUGUCACCUGGCUUACUGCUAGAGAAAUGAUCAAAUUGGAGAAAUAGCAUCGUGGUAAUAGAAACAAGGCCUUCCUGGAGCCCAGAAACCAACCAGGACAGUUUGUCAGUGCACUGUCACUUGAGUCUCCAGAUGCUCUUUUUACUGGCUUUACUAAGUGCUUAUCAAUUACCCUGGCUGUAAUUGACAAGACAUGAAUGUUGGCGAGAAUGUGGGGAACAGGGGAGAAAUGACAAUGAAAUGCAAUUAGAGGAGGGAAAGGAAUCCCGGCUUCCGUUCACUUAACUGGACUUGGACACUCCAUAAAAAGCAGAGGGGGAGGGGAAUUGUUUCCGUUGCCGAACGUUGCGCAGCUUUGUUUUAAUGUCUCCUAGUAGGGGUGGGAACUAGCUGGCACAGCAAGUUAGAAAAUGGAAAGCAAAUGUAAUGGUUGUAAUUGGAUCAGACACCAUAGGCCCGAUGACUGAGGAUUGAUUGCCUGAAAGUAUUUUGCAUUCGCCAAACAGUCGUACGACUAGGAUGACCUGUGUUGAGUCAUUGCCAGGUAGAUUGAGGGGGGGAAAGGAUUUCCCCCUUCCCCCUGCCCUGGCCGUUUGUGUGUUUCAUGUUUUUGUGUUUCCAUUUGGGAGUCUCCUAGUCUUUGUUCUCCAUAUCUUGUACACCAUGUGUCCCUGAGGGCAAAUCACACCUGUGUCUGAGUCUGCUGUAAGGUGUUCAGUCUACCUCAAGGGGUCAACAUGGUAUGCUCUAGUCCACACACACAAUCCUUUUUACAUUACCACACACUGGAAUGUAUAUCUUCCCUACCCCGAUGUCUCCCCCCUUCCCUUAAAUAACCUCUUGACCUGAUCUUUCCUAUAACCACCACAAACUCCUAUUGCAAAUUGGAUGCUGCUUUAAAUGUGAAAACAAUUGUUCAAAAGCUAUAAAACCUGAAUGAAAGCUAAAGCUGAAUUUAUAAGCCUUGUUGCAUAUGAGCCAAAAGUGCAAAAAGCUCUAUAUAAUGAACUAACCUGCCACUCAUAUAAAUAUAAAUAUAUAUAAAUAUAUUAAAAUCAGACUGUUCUACAAAAUUGUGUAUUUGUAUUUUUGUGUACGUACAAUUUUCUGCUAAGCAGAAGGAGGAUGUAGUAUAGGAUGAUGUGAGAAGAGAUUUGGUUUAAUCAUAUUUCUUUGUUACUUAUUUUUGUUAACAUCCAGAUGCCUGUCUUCGUCUUCUAUGUGUAUGACACUGUUUUGAAAGCUGCAGUAUCUCUCCUCCUUAGGGCCAGAGGCCUUUACAGACUGAAACUUGGGGUUUAGAGAGUUACUGAGGUCACAAAAAGCAAAGAAGUCAGUGGCACCCUUUGACCAAGCUCAGUUCCUGGAAGGUCCGUUUGUUGAACAAAAGUUGCCUAGAUGUAACUCUUGGUUGGUAGAGGAGCUUGGUUGCAGAACUGGAUUGAGGGCCCAACGAACUAGUCCAGCUGCUUUCUGGGGAUUGGCACAAAAUGCCUCUGAAGCAGGACUCCAUCAUACAAACCCCGAGAGAGCAAGAGCCUUUGCAACAUGCAUCGUCCAAUGGACCCACCAAGCACUGGAGAUAGGACGUCACCAUGCUCUAGGGACGGGGCCUCCUAGUUUGGCAACACAAGGUCGGCCCUCAAAAGGUGGCCCAGGCCCCCAGCUUGGUGACACUUUUCUGAUAAGUGACCACAGUUUUCCUUUGAGAGUUUCACUUCCUUUUCCUAUCUGGAUACCAAAAAGACUACUCAGGCUGAGUGGGUGAUGUUUGUCAUCCUAAAGAACCGUGCUGCAAAUCUCUUGAAAUCCAGGGAGGGCAGAAAAGCCACUGAAAGUUUCCCACACUAAAAUACAUGAAGUGGAUGAAAUGGCAGGAAGGACUGCCAGGUAAAACCAAGAGUUCAGGUUCGAAGCAAAGCCAGAUUCCACCCAGAGGCCCAUCACAGCCUUCCUGAGGAGCCACCCUGGGACCGGAUACCCCUACCCUAGAGAAGGGGGUGAAUCUGGCCCCUCUCUUCAAUUCCAUCCACACCAAAAAUUCCCCAGUGACCCCUGUAAGCGUUCAUCUGCUCUAGGGAGAGUGAUACUGCACCUUCACCUGUAGGACUCAUAUUGAUAACAAUGUGUAAUGACUGUAGCAAAAGCCCUUGUUUCUAGAUGUGAAUGGACAAGGAAACAAGCGCUCUCUUGUAUUGAUUAAAAUAGUCCCAAUGAGUCCUGUAUCAUUGUAUCUCCUAUUCUGGAUUAGUGCCUUUUGGACAGUAGACUGUUCUGUAAUUACAAUGUAGUAUAUACUGCUUUUUUGUACAGUUUUGUUUUAAUAAAACUUUUUUUUAAUUUGUGUUUAUUUUAGUAUUGUACCUAUUAGAGAAUAAAA